Messenger RNA from Gadus chalcogrammus (walleye pollock), 4448 nucleotides. RefSeq names its product leucine-rich repeat neuronal protein 3. NCBI's taxonomy places the organism in Eukaryota, Metazoa, Chordata, Actinopteri, Gadiformes, Gadidae. The record is from RefSeq and is a predicted model, not a curated record. Gene Ontology annotation, molecular function: protein binding. The transcript is spliced from 2 exons. The coding region runs from base 997 to 3126 and encodes 709 amino acids.
UCGUCGCGAUAUUAAUGACUGCUGAGGAGGAGACGGCGGGCGCGUCGACGUCUAUGUGGUGGUCCGCAUGACACUUGAUCGAGGGGAGAGAGGCGCCGUUAACAGCCGUACCGGAACAGACGAGCGGGAGAAAGAGGCGCAGAAGUGGAGACGUGGGGGAACCGUUACACACGUGUCUACAUUUCACCGUCUACCCAUCUCCAGAUUUACCGUGAUUUUUUUUUCUGGUUUGUUGUUGAGGGGACUUUGACGUCUGCUCUUUACCCCCUUCCCGACGAGGCUGUACCUCUCGGUUCGUUCUCGGUGGGUUCCGGAGCAGAGGAGAACCGGAGAUCUGAUUGAACUGAUUCAUCCUCAACCUCAACUGCGUAAAAAAAAAGAAGAAACCAAGCCGCGCGCUCUUCGGUGGUUUCUAUGUGGCGCGCGCUUCUCUCUCGUCUCUCGCGACCGACCAGGGGUCUCUAAAAAGGAGAUAUAGAGGGGGAUAAAAGCCCGUUACGGAGUCUAACACACCCGGUUGGAAUGGACUGGUUCAUGGACUCUGGAAGCUAGUACCGCUGAAUUAACGAGGACAGCCUUCAUCAAAGGACUCUGGAAUUUUCCGUGGAUAACGUGUAAAUGCUAAUAACUGGACCGUAACUCCCCUGAGGUAUACCAGUUUUUUUUCGGGCCAUCAUUUUUUCCCCUCCUCUUCCCCAGCCCGACUGCACCUUCCUCUGGGGCCCUUUGCCUGACUGCAGCCUUGGCCUCUGACACCGACACUAGCAGCGAGGACUGACUGAUUGGUCAUUAUAUCCAAGGACAGCAGCCAGACCCGAAGCCCCCCCAGGGGACCACAAACUGCCGUUGCUAGAGCUCGCUGUGGCGAUCGGUCGCGAGGGCUGCAAGUCAUUUGCCGAUGCAGUCGGAAACAAAUGAUUCAUUAUUCGUGAGGCCAACAGUGCACACCACUUAGUCAACAGAGGCCAGUUACCGGCGGGGAAACGGGGGGCCAAUAUGAAGGACGUGUCAUUUGCCGAUCGUCUCCUUGUGGCCCUGGCCAUGGCUUCCAUCGUGCUGGCCACCGAGGAGAGACUUGAUUGCCCCAAACUCUGCGUGUGUCAGAUCAGACCGUGGUUCUCUCCUAGCUCUGUCUACAUGGAGGCCCCCACGGUGGACUGCAACGACGUAGGACUCUUCAGCCUGCCGGGGAAAUUACCGAUGGACACGCAGGUGCUAUUGCUGCAAACCAACAACGUGGCGAAGAUCAACAACCCUUUGGAUUAUCUGACCAACAUCACAGAGAUCGACCUCUCACAAAAUAACUUAACCUCCAUCAGCGACGUGCAGCUGGGGAGCCUGCCUCAGCUUCUGUCGCUCCACAUGGAGGAGAAUUGGAUACAGGUGCUGCCCGGGAGCUGUUUGGCUGAGCUGCCAAACCUUCAGGAGCUCUACAUGAAUCACAACCUCAUUUCCUCCAUCUCCCACACAGCGUUUGAGGGCCUGCACAGGCUGCUGCGAUUACACCUCAACUCUAACAAGCUCAAGGUCAUCAGCAAGGAGUGGUUCGAGGCCAUGCCGAGUCUGGAGAUCCUGAUGAUCGGCGAGAACCCCGUCAUUUUCAUAGACGACAUGAACUUCAAACCCCUCAUUAACCUCCGCAGUCUCGUUCUGACCAGGAUGAAUCUGUCGCAGCUGCCGGACGAUGCGCUGGCGGGCCUCGACACGUUGGAGAGCAUCUCCUUCUACGACAACAUUUUCCCCGAGGUGCCCCACUCUGCCCUGAGAACCCUGAAGAACCUGAAGUUCCUGGAUCUGAAUAAAAACCCCAUUGGAAGAAUACAGAGGGGGGACUUUGUGGACAUGCUCCAUUUGAAAGAGCUGGGAAUUAACAGCAUGCCAGAGCUAGUUUCCAUUGACAGCUUUGCCCUGAACAACCUCCCCGAGCUUACCAAAAUAGAAGCGACUAACAACCCUAAACUGUCUUACAUCCAUCCCAACGCCUUCUACAAGCUACCUAGGCUGGAGACUCUGAUGCUGAACGGUAAUGCGCUCAGUGCCCUCCAUAGGAUUACCGUCGAGUCCCUCCCCAACCUCAGGGAGGUGAGCAUGCACAGCAACCCCAUCCGCUGCGACUGUGUGGUCCGCUGGAUGAACAUGAACAAGACCAAUAUCCGCUUCAUGGAACCCGACUCGCUGUAUUGUGUGGAGCCGCCAGAAUACGAAGGCCAGCAUGUUCGACAGGUGCACUUCAGGGAAAUGAUGGAAAUUUGCCUGCCGCUUAUUUCUCCUGAAAGCAUGCCCGCUCGCGUCAAGGCACAGAACGGCAGCUCUGUGUCCCUCCACUGCAGGGCAUUUGCGGAACCAGAACCAGACAUCUACUGGAUCACCCCGUCUGGUUCCAGGGUUCUUCCCAACACCGUGUCGGACAAGUUUUACAUGCACCCCGAGGGAACCUUCGACAUCUACGAUAUAACGGAAUACGAAGCGGGGCUUUACACCUGUGUCGCCCACAACCUGGUCGGCGCCGACCUCAAGUCGGUCUCCGUGGAAGUGAACGGAUAUUUCCCCCAAGCCGCCAACGGAUCUCUGGAAGUCGAGAUCAAGUCGCUAGAGGCCAGGUCCAUCGUGGUGUCCUGGAACGCCGCCCACGGCGGCGUGGCGCCAAGCAUCAAGUGGUACACCCUGACGGACGCCAACCACCCCACCAUGGCGUUCACUGCCAGGGUACCCUCCGACGUCCGGGUCUACAACCUCACCCACCUCAGCCCGGCCACCCCGUACAAAGUGUGUGUGGAGGUACGCGGCGCACACUCCAGCCACGACACCAAGUGCGUCAACGUCACCACCAAGGCGCUGGAGCGGCGAGUCCAGGACACGGCGAAGUGGGACACGGCGAUGAUCACCGUGUUCGGGUCCCUGCUGGCCAUGGUGUCUGUGGCCUGCUUGCUUAUUUACGUGUCGCUGAGGAACCGCCACCUUUACGGGGAGUUAAGGAAGUGCGAGUCCAAAGACGCGCUCACACCGCCGGAGGCCGCCGGCGUCUACUCGCCGUUCUUAACGAGGCUGUGGGUCCCGGGGAAAGGCAUGCCGAGCGGAGUGGAAGUGAAAGCCACAGUCAUAAACGUAUCUGACAAUGCCUUUUAGGAAGUUCGGCGAGAGGAGAGUACCACACGACUGCGGAAGAACAGACGAGGCCAUAGGGGGAGAAAUGAAAGACAGCUAUUUUUUUGCAGGAUUGUUCAAAUUGCAACUCUCCCGCCCCCUUCCCUUUGGGAGUUCAAACUCAGAUGUAGUGACGAGACGGAUAACGGAUUAGGGCGGAACAGAUGGAAUUGAAUGACACACUCGCCCAAGUUUGAACUUUUAACUUCAGGAGAUGGCUUUGCAACCGUUUCAUCUACCCGAGCUAACAUCGGCAGGACUGGGUUGGGCGGCGGCGGUUGGGAGUACUUGCUGUACUGCUAAAGGAUACAUUUCAGUACCAUUCCCACAGAAAUACAGACAGAGUGAGAGCAAGACAAUGCAAUGCUGAGCGGGCUCUUGUGUAAUUGACUGUUAAAUGUGUUCAGAGUUGUGGAACUGUCCGUGUGGUCCCAAGCAAUACCGUCUGUGAUUUGUCAAACAUCCAUAGACGAGUUAGAGAAAAACAGUAACUAGCGGCUGUCUAUACCUGGAAAAGAGGGAUUUAGUAGAAUAGACGAAUAACAGUGACUAUGGUGUAUACCUUUUGAUGAAAUAUACCCCUUUCCCUCCCUCUCUUUUUUCUAUUUAAAAUGAGGAUUCUUGAAUUUUCAUGGAAAUAUUGUUAUAUAUUCUACUCUACUGGUGAUGUAAUGAGAAUCCCUCUGUAUCCAUGCGGUUUAAAUGGGUUUUAAAUUGUAGGGAAGGAACCAACUGCUCUCUUGAUUACAACUAGGCCUACAUUAAGCUAAAUGAAAUUCAACUCUGGAAAUGGGAGCCUGGAGAGGACAUUUGCAGAAAUGGCUGUUUGUGCUGCGUAGUUCUCAUAGCAAUGGCGGCUGGGUAAAAUAUGAAAGGAUGUAAGAAAUUAAUCAUAUAAAGUUAUAUACAUAUGUAAAAUUUGACUCUUAAAAAGGUUGAGAUGUGUGGUGUUUUACCUCCCCCUUGAAGGUUUGGACGUGGUUUGUUAUGCCCCGGUAAGUGCCUACAACGCGGACGACAUGAAGUCAACUGAAAACAAAAAGAAAGGACGAUAAUUAAGAAAUGUUGAAAAACAGCAAAAUAUGGCCAUGUCAUCACUGCAGAAUCACAAGCUAAUCUCCAGUAAUUCUAGUGACAAAAAAAUACUUCAGCGGUAUUUUUAGCAUACAUAUUUUAAGAAAACAUUGCGUUGUUGCUUUGGGUGUAAAGUUAAAAAGCCAUUUUUAUAUUGACUGUACUAUAUGUGAUCAAUGGGCACAACAGACUUGGGAAUCGUGCUAAAAAGAAUAAAUGUGAUUGUUUCU